UGGAAGACACAUUCCAUGAUGGCCUUCAACCAGCUGAUCUGUAUGGCAGCUGGACUGGGUCUGCUGAUGAAAGAGUGUGACUGCCAGCUCAUGGUAUGUGGUAAACCAUUACUUAACACUAGGAUUGUGGGAGGAGAGACAGCUCCUGCAGGCAGCUGGCCCUGGCAGGUCAGUCUGCACAGAUCUGGACACUUCUGUGGAGGAUCUCUGAUUAAUGACCAGUGGGUCCUAACUGCUGCUCACUGUGUCAGUCAGUCAUCAUCUUUAAUAACAGUAUAUCUGGGUCGUCAGAGUCAGGAGGGAUCCAACCCAAAUGAAGUCAAUCGGACAGUAUCACUGAUCUCCAUUCACCCUGAUUUUAAUGUUGCAACCUUAACCAACGAUAUUGCACUACUAAAGCUGUCUGAACCAGUAAGUUUCACCAGCUUUAUCUUACCAGUCUGCCUAGCUACCCAAAACAGCACCUUCUACACCGGAGUUCACUCAUGGAUAACUGGCUGGGGAAACAUUGAAAGUGGAGUCCCUCUUCCUUCUCCUCAAAACCUGAUGGAGGUAAAGGUACCGGUUGUGGGGAACAGACAGUGCAAGUGCAGCUAUGGAGAGAGCACCAUCACUGAAAACAUGAUAUGCGCUGGUUUACAGGAGGGAGGGAAGGAUUCCUGUCAGGGGGAUUCCGGAAGUCCGAUGGUAGUCAAGCAGGGUGAACACUGGAUUCAAGCAGGAAUUGUAAGUUUUGGAUCAGGAUGUGCUGAGCCAGAUUCCCCAGGCGUCUACACCAGAGUAUCGAAUUAUGAGAGCUGGAUCAAAAGUGUGAUCAGCAUCAACCAGCCAGGCUUCAUUACCUUCAUGUCCAACGGGACAGACAGUGACCUCAGCGUUUCCUGUACAACCCAGACAACAAAUCAACCUAAUGAGGAUGUGACAUACCUAUCUGAGUGCGGUUUGGCACCACUCAACACCAAGAUUGUUGGAGGAGAAGACGUUUCUCCUGGCAGCUGGCCCUGGCAGGUCAGCCUGCACAUCAAUACCCACAUUUGUGGAGGAUCUCUGAUCAAUGAACAGUGGGUGCUAACUGCUGCUCACUGCCUCUCCGGGUUCAACCCUGCUAUUAUAACAGUGUAUCUGGGUCGUCAGGUUCAGAAUGGAUCCAACCCAAAUGAAAUCUCCCGGACAGUAUCAAAGUUUAUUCUUCAUCCGGACUUUGGACUCUUUGAAAAUGACAUUGCCCUCCUGAAACUGUCUUUACCAGUGAAUUUCACCAGUUACAUCUUUCCGGUCUGCCUGGCGGCCUCAAAUAGCACUUUCCACAGUGGGGUUAAAUCAUGGGUUACUGGCUGGGGAAAUAUUAGAUUUAAUGAUCCCCUUCCAUCACCUGGAAACCUUUUGGAAGUGGAGGCUGAGAUUGUGGGAAAUGGACAAUGCAGUUGUGACUAUGGUGACAUAGGUAAUGUCAGUAUUACAAAAAACAUGAUAUGUGCUGGGUUUCGUGAAGGAGGAAAGGGACCCUGUUUUGGAGAUAGUGGAGGUCCACUGGUUAGUAAGCAGGAUGAUCGCUGGAUUCAGGCUGGAAUUGUUAGUUUUAGUGUUGGUUGUGCCAAGCCAUAUUUCCCAGCAGUCUACACCAGAGUGUCCCAGUACAAUAACUGGAUAAACAGUCACAUCACCAGAAACAGGCCAGGCUUCAUAAACUUUACAUCCAACCGGACUGAGAGUGAUUUUAAUGUUUCCUGUACAAGACCCAAUAUCAACCGAAUAACAGUAAACAUAUCUGAGGUAUGUGGUCGACAGUUGCUCAAAACCAGGAUUGUUGGAGGAGAGGUAGCUCCUCCAGGCAGCUGGCCCUGGCAGGUCAGCCUGCACAUCUUUGAACACUUCUGUGGAGGAUCUCUGAUCAAUGACCAAUGGGUGCUGACUACUGCUCACUGUGUUCAAAGGUGGAGUAUGUCACCAUAUUUAUUGACUGUAUAUCUUGGUCGUCAGAGUCAGGAGGGAUCCAACCCAAAUGAAGUAAUUCGUAAAGCAACUCAGAUCACUAUUCACCCAGACUACAUUUCUACCUCUUUUAACAAUGACAUUGCAGUUCUGAGGCUGUCUGCACCAGUAAAUUUCACACAAUACAUCUUACCAGUAUGCCUAGCUGCCACGAACAGCACCUUUUACACCGGGGUCGACUCCUGGAUAACUGGCUGGGGAAACAUUGGAAGUGGAGUCCCUCUUCCUUCUCCUCAAAACCUGAUGGAGGUAAAUGUACCGGUUGUGGGGAACAGACAGUGCAAGUGCAGCUACGGAGAGAGCACCAUCACUGAAAACAUGAUAUGUGCUGGUUUACAAGAGGGAGGGAAGGAUUCCUGUCAGGGGGAUUCUGGAGGUCCGAUGGUAAGCAAGCAGGGUGAACGCUGGAUUCAAUCAGGAAUUGUAAAUUUUGGAUUAGGAUGUGCUGUGCCAGAUUUCCCAGGCGUCUACACCAGAGUAUCGAAUUAUGAGAGCUGGAUCAAAAGUGUGAUCAGCAUCAACCAGCCAGGCUUCAUUAACUUCAUCUCCAACGGGACUGACAGUGACCUCAGCGUCUCCUGUACCAACCAAACAACCGCAAUGCCAACUAAACCUAAACCUCCGGAAAAUGCAGAAGGUUUCAGAUCAUUGAGACAGAAUGAGACCAGCAUCACUCUACAUUGGGAUCCAGUUAAAAACAAUGUCAGCUUCAUUGUCCAUUAUAAUGGAAAAGAGAUUCAUGUAGCAGCACCAGCAGGAAAUGGACCAGUUACUCUGACAGUCUCAUCUCUCACUCCUGGAACUACAUACCUGUUCAUUCUCUUCUCUGUUUUUGAAAACAUCAGAAGCAGUGGAGUCAGCAUAGCUGCAGUUACUGCUCCUGAAAAUGCGGAUGGCGUCAGAGCAUCAAAUCAAAAUGAGACCAGUAUAACUCUGCAGUGGAAUAAAAUUAACAACAAUGUCAGCUUUGUUCUGCAGUUUAAUGGCACAGAGACAAAUAUCACUGCAACAGAUGGAAAUGGACCAAUAACUCACACAGUAUCAUUUCUCACUGCUCGGACAUACUACACAUUCACACUGUUCUCUGUUUUUAAAAACAUCAGAAGCAGUGGAGUCAGCUUUGUGGCAGCUACCGGUCCAAACUAUGUUUUGGCAAUGAAGAUGAGGCUACAGCUUCCCAGAAAAAUGUCAGAAUUGGAGAUGGAAGAUGCUUUGGUAGAGCUUUUCAAAACAUAUAACUUGCCAUCACAGCUUUCCGUGAAAAUCACUUCUUCAAAACCAUGACAUUAUUGGAGAGUCCCAGUAGUGGAAAAGGUUAUCAGCAACAUCGCUACUCUUUUGAAAUAAAUUCAGAAAUGUCUUUGAUUUUAUACACAGUUUUAAUUUUAAAUCUUGUCAUUUAACACUCACCUGUUUGAUUAUUCCUGUUCCUCUUUUUCUUUUCUUUUUGCCAACCAAGACCGAAUCAAAGGUUUCAUUGUAUUUUCAUGCAUUUCUAUAUAAAAUGUUUUAUGAAUAUAUUUUUUCUUUAACUUUAACAACUGUUCAUGGGGCUUUUUUUGUUUGUUUUACUUGGAGCUGGGCUUUUAUUUUUACACAGAAAUAUGGCAAGCUACACUUAAAUGCUUAGAAAAGAAGAGAAACAAAGUUUUUAACAUUUGACUAAUGGUACACACAACACACAAUGUACCUCAGGUCAAUAUGUCAGUGAUAAAUUAAUUUUUUGACAUUGUUUGCUUCUGCAAUAUAUUUUGCUUAUGAAUAACAAAAUUUACAUUUUUUAUGCUAACCAUGAAGUCAUAUAUAUGACUUCAUAUACUUCAAUAUACAGCAAAAGUUAUUUCUGUCUACUUCUACAUGUAUGUUCUUGCAACUGCUCUUUAGGGUCCAGUUUUUUUAUCAACCCCCGUUUCCAGCAGUAGCAACUUUAACUAUUCUUUAAGCAAACAUAUAUAAUAAAGUAAAUGGGUUUAAAUACCAGAGGCUCUUCUAAGGUAUUUUAAAAGUGCCUCUCUACCCAAUGGACUGCUGUUUUGCUUUCUUUCAUUUUUUUUCUUAAAAGCUUUACAAUGUAAAAGAAAACAUAUAGUGGUGCAAUAAAAUACAUUAUUUGGGUCUAA
Cyprinodon tularosa is the source of this 4112-nucleotide messenger RNA. RefSeq names its product transmembrane protease serine 9-like. The coding region runs from base 16 to 3276 and encodes 1086 amino acids. Lineage: Eukaryota; Metazoa; Chordata; Actinopteri; Cyprinodontiformes; Cyprinodontidae. Gene Ontology annotation, molecular function: serine-type endopeptidase activity; protein binding. The transcript has 21 exons. Gene Ontology annotation, biological process: proteolysis. The record is from RefSeq and is a predicted model, not a curated record.